GCAAGUCGCGCGGCCUCCGCACUCCGCACUCAUCAGUCUUAGUUGACGACCGCAUUGGGACGCACUCUAACAUUUGACGACGGGAUGCGCGUACACGUUUAUACGUUCGCUUUACUCAUCUGCUGCGGUAUUAGUACCGCUCGAGAUGGUGACAACGAUGAGGAACGCAGUUUUAUCACAGCUGUAGAAGAAACGUUGGAGACGAGGUACGAGCAGUUUGUGUUCGGUGCGGCGCAGUGGCUGGAGAGCGUCAACGACCGGCGGCUGGGCUCCAGUGUGCUGGGCCGCCUGCUGCACUACAACGACAUCAAGCCCAAGCUGGAGGGCCCCGGCCCCGAACACGGUGCUGGUGUGGAGGAGGGCCGCUCGCUGAAGAAAGCAGCGGCCGCGGGCGUGAUGCCGCUGGUGUUCCACGUGGGCGCAGCUUCAACCUGGAUGCUGGUAACAUCACUGCUGGCCGCCAAGUCACUUGCCCUUGGACUCCUGCUACUCGUCUUCAAGAUCGCCGUCAGCUCUGCCAAGGUGGCGUCGUUCUUCACGGCCAUGAAGGGCAAGCAAUCGGAGCACCACCACGACUGGUCCUGGUCCCCGCAUCACCACCACGGAUACGAGAGGAGUCUGUCCGCCGCCGCCGGCGCCGACGUAGCAGUGAGCCACAGCGGCUGGAGCUCGCACGCACUGGACUGGACCCCCGACACCGAGUACCGCACCUUGCCGCACGAGGGACACGAGGGACACGGCGGCGAGCCACUCAACGCUGACACAUCGCUACUUCAUACUUGA
Papilio machaon (common yellow swallowtail) is the source of this 783-nucleotide messenger RNA. RefSeq lists its product as uncharacterized. The coding region runs from base 85 to 783 and encodes 232 amino acids. The transcript is spliced from 5 exons. The record is from RefSeq and is a predicted model, not a curated record. NCBI's taxonomy places the organism in Eukaryota, Metazoa, Arthropoda, Insecta, Lepidoptera, Papilionidae.